GGCCGAGAACUACCGAUCCCGGCGUCCCCCCGCGCUCCACCCCUGGGCCGUGACCCGGCGCCGGCGGAAGGAGCGGCUCCGGCAGGAAGGAGGCGCACGGCCCGAUCGCCCAGCCGCGGCCAUGAGCUCGGCACGGGACUCGCAGGCUCAGCACGGCCUCAAGCGAGCGGCCUCCCCCGACGGCUCCGGCAGCUGGCAGGCGGCGGAUCUCGGCAACGAGGAGAGGAAGCAGAAGUUCCUGAGGCUGAUGGGCGCGGGGAAGAAAGAACAUACUGGCCGCCUUGUUAUCGGAGACCACAGAUCAACCUCUCACUUCAGGACAGGGGAAGAAGACAAGAAAAUGAAUGAAGAACUGGAGUCUCAGUACCAGCAGAGCAUGGACAGCACCAUGUCUGGACGAAACCGGCGCCAUUGUGGACUGGGUUUCAGUGAGUUUCAGGAAGUUGAAGAAGAGGCAGCUGGGCAUUCCUCUGACCAUGAGAGUUCAGAGGACUCCGAAAGCGGCUCUGAUUCAGAGCAAGAUGAAUCUGCAGAGGAACUGCAAGCUGCUGAAAAACAUGAUGAAGCUGCGGUCCCAGAAAACAAAAAGGAAGCAAAAAGCAAUUAUAAAAUGAUGUUUGUUAAAGCCAGCGGUUCAUAACUGCAGAUGUAACAGCUUUGUAUUUAAAGUACAGUAAGCCUUAUUGUUACAGUGCAAAGUGGAGGACUGCUACAGCACAAAUCUUUGUAUUAUGAUUUUAAGAAGACCCUGUUAGAAGACAAGAAGUAGUGUUUGCUUUCAGUUGCCAUGGGCACAGUGAGAUUCCUGGUUUUUGUAAAGUGUAUAAAAUAACGGAUGAAGAAAUAAAUCUUUGUUCCUGCCCGAUCUCUACUAUGUUAUCUAAACUAUCCUCCCCCUUAUUUCAUGCCAGAUUAGAGAAAUUCCUGCUUUUGGUUUCUUCAGUAAUUAGUCUUGAAUUCUUAACUGUGAGUUGACACGCGACUUACUGGAUGUUGCAUUAGUUGUAAAAUAACCAGUAUCAGUACUUGCUCUGUGAUGCAGUAGAGCUUUAAAGUGAUUUUGUCAGUAGAUGCCAGUGGGGACAGGUCUAAGAGCAGAACCUGCUCACUUCUGUGACAGUAUUAAUCACUGUAUCCAGCUCGAGUCCUGCAGCAGUUGGUAGGAAAAUAUAUUUUAGAACUGAAUUCUACAACAGGAGACUCUAGUUUUUUAUUUCUUCAGGUUGAUUGUAGCAGAGGAGUAAGAAAUAGCAGGUUGUAAGCUUUUGUACUCUUGACUAGAAAAAACUGAUUUUGAAAGACUGGCUCCUGGUUAAAGGACUGAGCUGUUAUUUUUUAAUAAUUCCUCCUAAAGAACUCAGUUUACUUUGAAAGAGAAUGUAUACUUUGAUAAUGAAAAGGAUAUGCAAAUUACUUAGCAUUUUAAGGUAUAGAGUACAGAGCUAAACUUGUAAACCUUUCCUCGCUUGGUUGUCUAAGUGAAUUACUAUGGCAGGGUUGCAUCUCUCUAGUAAAGCUGAUGUGCUUAAAGAGGCAGGACUUCAGUAACUCCUUUCAGCAAAAGUUAAGCACAUCCAUUCCUCUGCAAAUUUAGAGUUUAUUGUAUUAAAUCAGUAAAAUAACAA
Messenger RNA from Coturnix japonica (Japanese quail), 1625 nucleotides. RefSeq names its product chromosome 5 C11orf58 homolog (gene C5H11orf58). NCBI's taxonomy places the organism in Eukaryota, Metazoa, Chordata, Aves, Galliformes, Phasianidae. The record is from RefSeq and is a predicted model, not a curated record.